This is a messenger RNA of Melanaphis sacchari, 1028 nucleotides long. Its product is annotated as 52 kDa repressor of the inhibitor of the protein kinase-like. Bases 4 to 993 code for a protein of 329 amino acids. The transcript has a single exon. Lineage: Eukaryota; Metazoa; Arthropoda; Insecta; Hemiptera; Aphididae. The record is from RefSeq and is a predicted model, not a curated record. Gene Ontology annotation, molecular function: protein dimerization activity.
UCGAUGUGUGAAACGAGAUGGAUAUUAAGACACGAUGCUAUUAAUCGCUUUAAAGAAAUGUACAUUCCAAUAAUUCAUGCGUUAGAAGAUCUCCAAAAAUCAAUUAAUACCGAAACUUCCAAUAAAGCUUAUCAACUCCUUUCAGUAAUAUUAAAUGGCCAAUUUUUUAUUACUUUAAGCAUAAUAGAAAAAGUAUUUGCUUAUACAUUACCACUAUGUUAUAACUUACAAACUGUGAAUUCCGAUUUAACUGCUGCAUGUGAUCAUGUUCAAAAUAUAAUUGAUGCUCUUAGUAACCUUCGUGAAAACAGUGAUUCCAAUUUUAAAUUAAUAUAUGAUAAAUGUAAUCAAAUACUUAUUGAUGUAGGUAGUGAAGUGACAAUUCCUCGCUGUGUAAAAAAACAAACAAACCGGGAUAAUACUCCUUCACAAUCGCCUGAAGAGUAUUACAGACGCACAAUAUUUAAUUCAUUUUUAGACCAUACCAUUGUUCAUUUAUCAGACCGUUUUAUAAAACAUAAACAAAUAAUAACCGACUUAGAAAAAUUAAUUCCAAGUCGUAUUAAUGUAAAUUCACUAGAUCUAUCAAAAGAUACUAUAAUCUUUUAUGAAAGUUUAUUGCCAGAUUCUACAGUAUUUAAUGAAGAAUUCUCCACAUGGAAAUUAAAAUGGUUAAAAGAUAACAUUGAAAAAAAACCUUCAAAUGCAGUAGAGUCUUUAUUAGAAUGUGAUGAAAGAUUUUUCCCAAAUAUAAGAAAACUGUUGGAAAUAUUAGCAACUUUACCCGUGUCUACGGCAACUGCAGAAAGAACCUUUUCUACUUUACGGCGUCUCAAAACAUAUCUGCGCAACACAACUGGCGAAGAUCGGUUAACUGGGUUAGCUCUUCUUUCAAUUCAAAAAGAAAUUAACGUUGAUCCUAAUGAAGUGGUGAGAAGGUUCGCUUUAAUUCCUCGAAGACAAGGAUUUUUUUUUAUAUUAUCUAAUAACUAAUUAUAUAUAUAUAUAUCGAAAAAUUAUUUAAAAUG